This is a messenger RNA of Trichoplax adhaerens, 1200 nucleotides long. RefSeq lists its product as uncharacterized. Lineage: Eukaryota; Metazoa; Placozoa; Uniplacotomia; Trichoplacea; Trichoplacidae. The transcript is spliced from 3 exons. Gene Ontology annotation, molecular function: sphingosine-1-phosphate phosphatase activity. Gene Ontology annotation, biological process: phospholipid dephosphorylation; sphingosine metabolic process. The record is from RefSeq and is a predicted model, not a curated record. Bases 1 to 1200 code for a protein of 399 amino acids. Gene Ontology annotation, cellular component: endoplasmic reticulum membrane.
AUGAAUAGCGUAGCCACUUUCUUUAGUAAUCCUACUCUCGUAGUCGAUUUUCAAAAACUAUGUGGCGUUCAGGUUUUAUCUAACUCGUCUAACGAUUCGAUUGGUAAUUGCACCUCGGACGAGUCUUCAAGCAACUAUCCCAAAAAGCGGCGCCACGGUAAUAAUCCUGCGAAAAAGCUGAAAAGUAGGCAAGAUGAUCCAUCCGUCAUAAAUUAUCUGAUUACCAAUAGAUUCCUUCACGCGCUAUUCCACGCUGGAGCGUUUUUAUGUAAUGAAGGUUUCUACGUCAUUGUUUUCCCUUUCCUGUUAUUUAAUAUCGAUCAGUGUGCAUUUCGACAAGGUUGCUAUUAUUGGUGCCUUGUUAUGUACAUUGGACAGGCUGCCAAAGACAUCAUCAAACAACCUAGACCUCCAUCUCCUCCAGUUGCCAGAUUAGAAUCUCGCUAUGACACUGAAUAUGGUAUGCCUUCCACCCAUGCUAUGAUGGGAACAGCGAUGCCGUUUGCAUUAUUCUAUAGCACUUACCUGCGUUACGAGUAUCCGAAAUGGUUAGGUAUUACGAUUGCCUGUUCUUGGACGAUUCUUGUUUGCUUAUCAAGAUUAUACCUAGGGAUGCAUGACUUGUGGCAAGUUAUUGUUGGUGUCCUGAUGACAUUGCCGAUUGUAAUAACUGGAUCUUUAUUAAUGAAUGAUUUGGAUGUGUGGAUAUUAUCAUCUCCGUACUCGCCUGUAGUUAUAUUAAUAGUAUCUAUAAUCUUAGUAUUAUUAUAUCCAGCUCCAAAAGAUCGUUGGACAAGCACUCGUGGCGAUACUACAAUGAUUUUAUCCGGUUCUGUUGGAGCUUGUAUAGGUUUGUGGCUGCAGUGUCGCACAUUGGGGAGACUACCAGAGGAAGGCUUUCAAUUUCCACGUCCUAUUAGCAUACCAACACUUGACUCCAUAGCUAUGGCCAUUUUAAGAUGGACGUUUGUUAUUAUUAUUAUUGUACCUUUACGAGCUGUUAUGAAAAGUAUCAUAUUCACAAUUCUUCCAUUGAUCUUACCCAAAUCUGAAGUAGAACCGAGCAAGAGAGCUGCAGUUGAACUACCUUACAGAUUUAUUAAUUAUGGCAUCAUUGGUUUUACCGUAACCUAUAUCUCACCGCUUCUGAUGAGAUACUUAGGAAUAUACGGAGACGGUCCUUAUGGACAGAUUCAGUAG